CUCUCGCUCUCUUGCUACACACAGCGGGUGAGGGCGCAGAGACCGGUUCUGGGGAGGAGGCACGCGGGAGCACACACACACACGCACACGCACACACACACACACUUGCUCGCACACACGCACACGCCAGCCUGCGGGCUUGGCCAGAGCCCUGAAGUCGCAGAUCCUACUAGGAAAUCGCCAGAGGCGCUGGAAGAAGUGGAAGAGCGCGGCUCACAGACUCUAAUUACUACUUCCCCGACACUCGGGUGAAGAAAUGAAGCCCGCCCAGCUCUUCGCCAUAUCCAGGUCUCCUUUCUGUUUCGGUGUCCACAGUCAUCUCCCUGAAAGCCAGAUCCCGGGAGAAGGAGAGCGGGUGACCAGCUGCGGACUCUAAGCUGUGCACCUCGCGCCGGAGCGGGUCCAACUUGAGCCCGCCAAAGGCUCCUCGCUCCGGCCAGACUCCACCAGAUCGCAGCCACGGGUGACUAAGUCAGCUACAGGUUUAAAUGUUUAUUUGGACACUUGGUAACUGAACACAAAAUGAAUAACUCAACAAACUCAACUAACAAUGGCUUGGCUAUUACCAGUCCUUACAAGACUUUUGAAGUGGUAUUUAUUGUCCUUGUGGCUGGAUCCCUCAGUCUGGUGACCAUCAUUGGGAACAUCCUGGUCAUGGUUUCCAUUAAAGUCAACCGUCACCUUCAGACAGUCAACAAUUACUUCUUGUUCAGCCUUGCCUGUGCUGACCUCAUCAUAGGUGUUUUCUCCAUGAACUUGUACACUCUCUACACUGUGAUUGGCUACUGGCCUUUGGGACCUGUCGUAUGUGACCUUUGGCUAGCCUUGGACUAUGUGGUCAGCAACGCCUCUGUUAUGAAUUUGCUCAUCAUCAGUUUCGAUAGGUACUUCUGCGUCACAAAACCUCUGACCUACCCAGUUAAGCGGACCACCAAAAUGGCAGGCAUGAUGAUUGCAGCGGCCUGGGUCCUUUCCUUCAUCCUCUGGGCUCCAGCCAUUCUCUUCUGGCAGUUCAUCGUAGGGGUGAGGACUGUGGAGGACGGGGAGUGUUACAUCCAGUUCUUUUCCAAUGCCGCUGUCACCUUUGGCACUGCCAUUGCAGCCUUCUAUCUGCCUGUCAUCAUCAUGACUGUGUUGUAUUGGCAUAUAUCCCGGGCAAGUAAGAGCAGGAUAAAGAAGGAAAAGAAGGAACCUGUGGCCAACCAAGAUCCAGUGUCUCCAAGUCUGGUGCAAGGAAGAAUUGUAAAACCAAACAACAACAACAUGCCGGGUGGUGACAGUGGUCUGGAGCACAACAAAAUUCAGAACGGCAAGGCUCCCCGGGAUGGUGUGACUGAGAACUGCGUUCAGGGAGAGGAGAAGGAGAGCUCAAAUGACUCCACCUCCGUCAGUGCUGUGGCCUCCAAUAUGAGGGAUGACGAAAUAACCCAGGACGAAAACACAGUUUCUACUUCUGUGGGCCAUUCCAAAGAUGACAACUCUAAGCAAACGUGCAUCAAAAUUGUCACCAAGACCCAAAAAGGUGAUUCGUGCACCCCAGCGACUACCACUGUAGACCUAGUGGGAUCAUCAGGUCAAAACGGGGAUGAGAAGCAGAACAUUGUGGCGCGCAAGAUUGUGAAGAUGACCAAGCAGCCUGCCAAAAAGAAGCCUCCUCCGUCCCGGGAAAAGAAGGUGACCAGGACAAUCUUGGCUAUUCUGUUGGCUUUCAUCAUCACCUGGGCGCCAUACAAUGUCAUGGUGCUCAUCAAUACCUUCUGUACACCCUGCAUCCCCAAUACGGUGUGGACAAUUGGCUACUGGCUCUGUUACAUCAAUAGCACCAUCAACCCGGCCUGCUAUGCACUUUGUAAUGCCACCUUCAAAAAGACUUUUAAGCACCUCCUUAUGUGUCACUACAAGAACAUAGGCGCUACACGGUAAAAGACCUUUACGAAAGAAGAACUGCUUUCAAGUGGGACUUGGGAUGAAGAACAGAGGCAAGAAAGCUCUCUGUUUAUAGUGAUCUGUCAUUGCACUUUACAGGCUCACUGCAAAUGUGCAGUUAAGGAACUCUACAGUGACACUCUUACCGUGCCCAUGCUCCAGUUUGAAGAAAAAAAACAAGUAAACUUGUACCUUAUAAACGCUGCCAGUUUAGGAGACAAUGAAAGAGACACGGUGAAAUUGUGGGUCUGAGAAACAAUCUAUGCUAUCUCCUACUCUCUUGAAGAAGGGCUUCUGAAUCUGCAAUUUCAUGUCUCUGCACAAGAAGAGUGACCUUGUUUGUACUUCCUGUUGUCCCCGUGUGUCUAGAUGAGGAAGAAAUGUCCUGCUAACACAGAGACCCAGACACAAGGAAGCAGACGCUAUACAAUGAGUGAUAUGAAGAAAGAAAAUCAAAGAGGAAGUGGAGACAAUCUGCAGAGCAUUGAGCACAUUCUAGGCUAUGCUGUGCUCUCUGAUAGGUUUCAGUGUAAUCGCUGCUUAUUUCUUCUCUCCCCCCCCUUUCCCAACAUGAAAAGCAAGAAAUCAUAACAACGAAAACCCAGCUAGGUCAUACUAUUUUUUCUACUAUUUUUGUAGGUUCUGGUUUUAUAUUGGGUAUGGCUAAUACCUGCAGGACUUCUCCUUAAUCUGGCCAGAGUCAGCCAUAAAAAUGGGCGCUCUGCCUCUCCCCACUGUGUCCUUGCAUUGCUCGAGGGUGUACACGCCUAUUAGGAUUUCAUUCACUUGAGUUCCUUUGUGUGGAAUAUUUUCAUCCAUCUGGAUUUUCUUCUAAACUAACCUAUCUUAACAGAUUAGUCUGCCUAAGACAUAAAUAUGCUUGGGAAACCAAAGUCAUUUAAAAUUAAAUUUUAAUUACUUUAGAAAAUGGCCAGUCUAGUUGGGGAAAGUUCACUGAGGCCAGAUGAAUUUUGAAAUGAGAAAACAGAAGGUCAGAAGGGUGAUCUGUUUGAAAUGGAACCAUCCUGACCCAUGUGUCUGACCAUGUUAAAGUGUACAACAUGAACUCCCGAGAGUCAGCAGGAAGACGAUGCUGCUUUGCUCAUUUGAAAUCUUAAACAAGAUUAGUUUACUGUGUCAACCCCAAGAAGAAAAGACAUUAUACUCCAUGUCUGUUAAUAGAUGAUAUUCAAAUUAUACUCAAAUGGGUUUUCUAUAACCAAGCUAAGACAUGGGGGUGGGGGAAAGGGCCAUGCAGAAAACAUUUACUGAUAUUACCUGUUUCAUGUUCUUCAAAUUGUCUUCAAAUCUCUGUAAGAUUAUAUUGCUUCAAAAUUCUCUAAUCAGGAGAGUUACAUUAAUCUCUGUGGUAUAAAUAUAGUGGAUAGCCAAACAGUGGCAAAACAUGCCCACAGGAUCUGAUGGGAGCGUUUAUGUGGUUUUAGUCAUGCCAUUUUUCUUCACUGUAUAAUCUGAUCACAGAUAGCUGUCACAGACAUGAUUAGUAAAGAAUAACAUUAAACAGAUCAUGUCUGUGUAGGAAAUCCAUUCUUGAUACUCUAAAUAAAUACAGAAUUAUAUCGCCCCACAUUUAACUAGUUAUUUUUGUCUUCAUAUAUUUUCUCCCAUUAUAUGUAAUGGUCUUCCAAUCAAAUUUUCUAAGUGUGGGCCUAAUGGAUAGAAAUUAAAGUUAUAAAUUCCUUUUUUCAAAGCUCAGAAUUUCACUGAUAAGCUUUGAUUACUUCUCUGUCCACCCCAAGAUUGUUGCAACUCAAAUUGAUCAGUCUGAAGUCCUAAGACUUAUUAAAGUUAUUUUGUGUGGUUUUGCACAACAGCAUCAUCUCACCAAGUGGAAGACAAGGAAUAUGACAACAGCAACAAAAAGUGUUAUAAGCUAAUAAGAAGUAAAUCACUAAUGAUGUAUGUAUUUAUCCUUAAUGAACAUAACUUCUUGUUUGAGUAAUUUCGGUUGUUUUUACCUGCAAAUCUCCUAUGCGUAAAUAUAGCAUUGGUUCAAACAGAUUAAUUUAGUCUAUAAUUAGUUGAUGUAGUUCCUUUAGUUCAGAAUCACUAAAAUAUAAAUUCUGAAUUUUAAGACCACAUUCAUUUUUUGUGUUGUUUCUUCAACUAGUUGAGUGGAGAGGACUUCAUUCCAAUGUGCUUCUUGAUCUCCUGUAAGAAAAGUGAUCCAUUAGCUAACUUUCAUUUUAAAUUUGUUAUAUACCGUUGCGAUGCAGACAUGGCUUCCAUCAGAACCACCGCUUUGGAAGCCAGGAUUCAGGGUUUCUCUCUGUUUAGUUUAAACCCAACUCACCAUGAGCCAAUCUUUGUCUUGCUCUGUGUCUCUAUUGUAUCCUUCCCUUGGUGCAUUCUGAUAAUUUGCCACAGCUUCCAUGACUUUAUUCAAUGGAAAUCUGUCAAAGUCGCGAAAAGAAUGAAGACAGACCAACAACCACGGACACUUUCUCUACCAGGAUCAGAAGAUAAAGGAAGGACAUUGACAUAAUUAGAGUGAGACUGUCUUCAGACAUCUGUCUCUGUUGUUGCUGGCCUUGCUUGUUUUUAUGACUCUCAAGCAGAGGCAAUUUUUACCCUAUGGACACUUAGUGAUCCGUUGAGCUGUUUUUAUCGUCACAAGUGGGAAUAGGUAUUUGUAUGUAAUGAGAAGGGAGUUUGAAUGCUGCUGCACAGGUUAUAAUGCACAAGAUAGGCUUCCUCAUCCCAUCCCAAAGAAAAUGAUCUGGCUCAAAAUGGCAACGGUACCAGGACUGAGAAAGACUGGUUUCUAAUAAGGAAUUUCCGGAGCUUCCUUUCUUAAUCCUUCAUCAUAUACAAAAGGAUUAAUGCAAAUUGCUUACUUGUUAGACUAAAGCAAAACUCACUCAUCAUCUAACAGAAACACUCCCCCACUAACUAUGGGAUUUGGAAUUCACAGAUAAAAGCACAGACCACAUCUACACAUCAAAACCAGCAGCUCUCACCCACCGGGAACAUCUGGUUACAGCAUGAUGGAUGCUAGUUGAGAGACUGCAGCGCUGGCCAUGAACAUAGCUGCUUCUAGUCUGAAAACACCUUUCUUUUUCAAACUAACGAAGAGCCCUUUAAAGAAACAACAUGACUCAUCUUCUUUGCUUUCCUUGGAAAUGUCAGUAGCUUUCAAUCCUUUAUUUCUUUUCUCCUUGUAGCGAUAAUGUAACUAUCCCAGAGCGGUAUUGUAAAAAGAGAAGAUUAAGAGUAUGAAAAGAACCAGUUUAUGUCUGGAGAAAAGGACUGAUUGCCUCUUGAUCAGUUCAUCAUUCCCUUAAUGACAGAUUCUAACUAUUAAGACAAGGUCAUCAACGUAGUAAGUAAUCUGCCACAUCCUUUCACUGUCUUCCACUCACUGCUUUUGAUCCUGAAGAAAUGGCGUGAGGGGAGACUGAAUUUCAAAAUGAUGCCAACAGUUAUUCGGCAGUGCAGUCAACCUUUAUUUUUUAUUUAGUUCAUGGAUAGUUGCUCCCCUCCUCAAUUUGCCAAGAUCUCUGUCAGCCACCAUAACACUGGUGUUGCAAAUAGAUUAGGAAGGCACCCACAGCUGGAUAAACUUGUGCAACUUAUAUUCUCAGCAUGUACAUACAACUCCAUGCCUCUCCAGUAGGCUUCCCUUUAAAAGGGUGCACGCUGUAGCAUGAACUCUGUGUAUAUUUAAUCUAUCUUCCCGUAAUAUGCUGUAUGCUUCCUAUAUAUAUUCUAUAAAUAAAAUGUAUAAUAGAAAUACAUAUUUCUGUAUGCAAAUA
Molecule: messenger RNA, 5702 nt
Organism: Chionomys nivalis (European snow vole)
Lineage: Eukaryota; Metazoa; Chordata; Mammalia; Rodentia; Cricetidae
Gene: Chrm2
Product: cholinergic receptor muscarinic 2
Exons: 3
Coding region: 523-1923 (466 amino acids)
Biological process (GO): regulation of smooth muscle contraction; G protein-coupled receptor signaling pathway, coupled to cyclic nucleotide second messenger; chemical synaptic transmission
Cellular component (GO): synapse; plasma membrane; dendrite
Molecular function (GO): G protein-coupled serotonin receptor activity; G protein-coupled acetylcholine receptor activity
Source: RefSeq, a predicted model, not a curated record